Molecule: messenger RNA, 1625 nt
Organism: Setaria italica (foxtail millet)
Lineage: Eukaryota; Viridiplantae; Streptophyta; Magnoliopsida; Poales; Poaceae
Product: bidirectional sugar transporter SWEET16
Exons: 7
Coding region: 270-1205 (311 amino acids)
Biological process (GO): carbohydrate transport
Cellular component (GO): membrane
Molecular function (GO): sugar transmembrane transporter activity
Source: RefSeq, a predicted model, not a curated record
AAAUCUCAGGCGAGUGUUUGAGAAGGAUUUCGCUGCGUGCUCUGCCGCACCGGGCGGCCCUUGGCUCCGGUUGGUCCCUCGCGGACAUGCCUCUUCGUUGCAGAAUCUUGAGCCCGAGGAGGGAGGUAUGCGUGUUCCCCCGAAAAGACGCCUAAAUCCUGCACAACCGUGGAGCAGUUACAUAUACCCAGGGGUUCUCCGUGUCAUCUCGGCAACCCUCACAAACUUCCCCUCGCCGUCCUAGCGGAAGAACAGAGGUUGGGGGCGCAAUGGCAGCGGAUCCGAGCUUCGUCGUCGGGAUUAUAGGGAACGUGAUCUCCAUCCUCGUCUUCGCGUCGCCGAUCAAGACGUUCCGGCGGAUCGUGAGGAACAGGAGCACGGAGGACUUCCGGUGGCUGCCGUACGUCACCACCCUGCUGAGCACCUCGCUCUGGACCUUCUACGGCCUGCUCAAGCCCGGCGGCCUCCUCGUCGUCACCGUCAACGGCGCCGGCGCCGCGCUCGAGGCCGCCUACGUCACGCUCUACCUCAUCUACGCGCCCAGGGAGACCAAGGCGAAGAUGGUGAAGCUGGUGCUGGCCGUGAACGUCGGCUUCCUCGCGGCGGUCGUCGUGGUGACGCUGGCGGCGCUGCACGGCGGCGCCCGGCUGCUCACCGUCGGGGUGCUGUGCGCCGUGCUGACGAUCGGGAUGUACGCGGCGCCGCUGGGCGCGAUGCGGACGGUGGUGAAGACCCGGAGCGUCGAGUACAUGCCCUUCUCCCUGUCCUUCUUCCUCUUCCUCAACGGCGGCGUCUGGAGCGUCUAUUCUGUGCUCGUCAAAGACUACUUCAUCGGAGUCCCCAACGCCAUCGGCUUCGUCCUGGGCACGGCGCAGCUGGUGCUGUACAUGGCGUACCGGAAGGCGGCGCCGGCGCGCAAGGACGACGACGACGAGGCCGCGUCGGAGGAGGCCGACGAGGAGGAAGGGCUUGCCCACCUGAUGGGGCAGGUGGAGAUGGCGCAGCGGCGGGUGCGGCUGCACAAGGGGCUCAGCCUGCCCAAGCCGACCGGCGCGCCGCUGUCGUCGCCGCGCAACGGGUUCGGGAGCAGCAUCAUCAAGUCCCUGUCCGCCACCCCCGUCGAGCUCCACUCCGUCAUGCACCAGCACGGACACGGCCGGUUCGAGCCCGUCAAGAAGCACGACGACGCCGAGGCCAACGAGUGACGGAUAAUGGAGGAUCGGAGGAGGAUCGUUCAGGCGUUUCUGUGUGCGCUGCGUAGAGACGACGGGAAUUCGAAUAGCCUGCGUGUGUACAUAGUAUCCGUGGAGAAAUACAGAUCAGUAGCGGUUAGAAUGGAGUGGUUAGUGAACUUGACUGUGUCUUGAAACUCGUAUGCGCGAGCAGCUUCCUUUUUUCCUUUUUCCUUUUUUCUUUUUGCGAUUAGUACGCGCGAGCAGCUUGGGCCUUUGUUGCAGUACCCUCUGCCCAACUACGGAUGAUUAUGGGACCGUGGCCAAGCGUGGGCUGUUGCGAUGUAACUUGGAUUUUGAGCCCACGGAGAUAUUUGCGUAGGUGGUACUACUACGUAAAUAUUUUAUUUGUUCGCGAAGGCACAUCAGGAAUUCAGGAUGAUACUUUGUUCA